GUCGCAGUACAGCAGCCCACCCAAGCGCCAGUGGCACUCCAUGCAGCUAUGCAGCCAGCCGCUUCGCCGGCGCUGGAGUUGGCGGCGAGCUGGCAAGCAUGGCCUGGAUCUGGUGGCGAGCCAUUUCCAAACCACGACUGCGUCCAGCUGCCGCUACCGGUGCUGGAUUGGGACUCGCUGCGCGACGGCCUGACCACCUCCUGCGGCCACACGCGGCACACGCGGACGUUGCACUGCGCUGCGUGGAUUGAAAACUGGCAGGACGUGGUCAUGACCGUGCUCGAGAAGCGCUUCGGCGGACUCGCGUCACGCGGGGGCUUCCGAGCCAGCUUCGAGGCGUUGGACCGAGCACUGGGAGCUGCCUGGGCCGAGUGUCCACUGGGCACUCUGACCUUGCAGGUGGCACGGAUUUUGAUGUGCCUUACUGAAGGAGAUCUCGAAUGCUUCGUCUCGCACUCCUCAUGGAUUUCCAAUGAGCUGUUCCAGAUCCCCUUGACGGUGAUCAUGGGCACGGAAUGGCCCAUCUUUGCCUUGCUCCACUCCUACGACUGGAGCUAUCCGGGCAUCCCUCGGAACAACGACUACGAUUGCGCGUACACCAAUCGCAGUACCCUGGAUUGGCCAAGGCUUUUGCAAGCCCUGCAGGACGAUUCUAGCCGUCCAGAUGCCUCCUGGUGGUUGGAUUUGCUAAGAUACACCUUCGACAAUAAGCUUGCCAUGUCCAUGUAUGUCAGUAGCUCUGAAUGUCUCUAUGGCGUCUACGUGCUCAACAUGGUCAAGGCCAUGUGGUCGGCGGAUACGGAAUCCUCGGCCUUUCGCAUCUACUCGCCGUACGUGCAGUGGAUCCAUUACGAGAGUUUGCAUCUCUUGGGCGCCAGCCACUGGAGGAUCUUCGAGUUGUUCCACCACUUCACCUCCUUAAGGAGGCACAAUUUCCGCUUGGACUUCACGGCACAGGAGCUGGGCGGUCUGCCCUGGCGCGCGGAGGGGCCUUGGCUCCAACAGCUUCCCAGGGAGGACCAUCUGAAGCUCCUCGAGGGACAGGUGCUCAGGCACCACAGUGAGUCCUUUGGCGACUUGCACAGGGUCCUGCAGACAGCGCUCAGGGCACUGCGAGACGAUGAGCCCAGAUUAGUGUAUGUGACCAUGGUCUAUGGUUCCAUGAACCGCUUCAUCGCCGGCUGGGCUUCGCGCGCCAAGCUCCUGCAGCUCCGAAACCUCGUCCUGGCCACGUUGGAUAGCACGGCCUAUGAGCUCUGCCUGCAACACCAUGGGCUUUGUGUGCGUGGCCAGGUCAGCGUAUUGAACAAGUACACUCUCUUGUUGGUGGCUUUGCAACUGGGCUUCGACGUGAUGUGGCUGGAUUUCGACAUCUUCCUGGUGCGGCAUCCGACGAAGGCCCUUCAACAAGCGAGUCAGGGCUAUGACCUGCUUAUGGGCUACGAUCUGGAGUCCGAUUGCUUGUGCAAUGGCUUCUUCUUCAUCCGUCACUGGGCUGUCGUUUGUUUGGGCACACGAUUGGAUCGCACACUGCCGCAUUCAAUCGCUGGGCAAACGUCCGGUGAAGAGACCCUGAAGGUUUGACACACCGGAUGAUCCAUGGUCUCCCGUCGUCUACGAUUGGACAUGGAAGACCCGGUUUGCGCCGACCUGCAUGGCUGACCUGCCAUGACUCAAUUGCGCCAGGAUGAUGUGUUACACCACCAUCCUUGUGGUGCGAGAUUCACUGACCUGUUCUUGGGAGCUAGGGAAGGUACGGGGAAGGGGUUGC
Durusdinium trenchii is the source of this 1771-nucleotide messenger RNA. The record is from the annotation of a GenBank genome assembly. NCBI's taxonomy places the organism in Eukaryota, Dinophyceae, Suessiales, Symbiodiniaceae.